Molecule: messenger RNA, 1593 nt
Organism: Penicilliopsis zonata CBS 506.65
Lineage: Eukaryota; Fungi; Ascomycota; Eurotiomycetes; Eurotiales; Aspergillaceae
Exons: 2
Coding region: 1-1593 (530 amino acids)
Source: RefSeq, a predicted model, not a curated record
AUGGUGUCCCUUUGGGGUCGCAAACGGUCUGAUUCCGAAACGGAACCGCAUGAGCAGUAUCAUCAAGGCGAAGAGCAAGGGUAUCGAGGACCCGAUGAACGCACCAGACUUCUCCCUCCGGAAGCCUCUCGAGGCUAUCUCGAUCCAGAUGAUCCUGCCGUAUCCCCUUACAAUCUGUGGAGCAUACGGGCUCUGCGCGCCCUGUCUCUAGGUUUCCUCGCCAUCAGCUUUGUGUGGUGGACGUUCCUCCUGGUAUCGAUCUUUGUGAGCCCGCCGUUGAUGUACACUCGGGGAUCUGGCUUCUUCGAAUUCUCGUACACCACGUUGACCGUUGGCUACCUUCUCAUUGGCCUAUUGUUUUUCGCCAUCCCAUCGAAGCCCAUGACCAUUUGGGGGAUCAUCUUAGCCGUCCUCCUCCUGGUUGAUAUGUGCAUCAUUCUCGGGGUUCCACAGAUCCGCGUCGAAGAAGGCUGGGUUGGGAUUGCCUCGGUCGUGUGGGCGACCUUCAUCUCCAUCUACAACGUGGUACAGAUCCGGUUUGUCGCCUGGGGCAAGAAAGAGGAGGAAGAGCGGCUCACCGGCCGAGAGGAGACUCGGCGCUCACUUCGCGAAUGGGUCGCCGUGCUAGCAGAGACCAUCAUCAUGGCCAUCAUGGUCAUCAUUGCCAUUCUCCUCACCGCCACGCUGACUCUGCGCUCGCGAGAUGCAUCGCUGGCCCCUCCCGGGAAGAGAUACUACGUCGACGGCGAGCGAUAUCAAGUCCACCUCGCCUGCGUCGGCAACUUCACAGGUCCCGCCGAAGAUGGCAAGGGAUCUGCCUUGCCCACCGUGCUCCUCGAAGGCGGAGAGGGUCCGGUCGAGCACUCCCUCCAGCCCUUCAUCCACCAGGCCUACCGCAACGGCACCAUCGACCGCUACUGCUACUGGGACCGCCCGGGGUUCGCAUGGUCGGACAACGCCCCCUCGCCGCAUUCCGCAGGGAUGGCAGCCGACGCGCUUUCCGAAGCGCUCGCCCUCGCCGGCGAGGAAGGCCCCUGGGUCGUCGUCUCGGCAGGCAUCGGCUCCAUCUACAGCCGAAUCUUUGCUAGCCGCCACCUCUUUGAAGUCCAGGGAAUCUUCCUGAUCGACCCCUUGCACGAAGACGAGCUGGGCGGCACUCGCAUCGGCAACCCGGGCCGCGGGUUCACUCUGUGGGCGCGCGGGAUCAUCUCCCCGCUGGGGCUUGACCGACUGGCCGGCGCGAUCUUCAAGGGCCGCACGCGCGAGGACCGCAUCGUCGGCCGUAGCGCCUACCAGUCCGGAAAACUCAUCAAGGCCCAGCUGCAGGAGAACCUGGUCGCGCCCUCAAUGUCUGCCAGCGAGGUUCGCAGCGCGCGCAACAUCCAGAUGCCUCGCACGCCGCUCGUCGUCGUCAGCUCCGGCGUCGAGGUGCGUCGCAGCGAGAAGUGGGCCAACCAGCAACAGGACCUGUCGCGCAUCACGGACAAUCUCCUCGCCUGGGAUACUGUCAAGGCGGCGCCGCAUGAGGUCUGGAAAACCUUGCGUGGCCGUGAGGUGAUCGAGAAAAGACUCGGUCAGUUGGUGAGAUCCUAA